AUGUUGGAAGCUGUCAUCAAGGGGAAGAUGCGUAAAGUGGAUCUGAAAGAUAUAAUAUUAAUUGAUCUGAAAGAUAUAACAUUAGAUAAGAAGGAUGAUAUUAUUACCACAAAAGUUCAGCCAGGUUAUAAAAGUUAUUCUGAAAGCUACAGAGUGGCUGAUCUAUCCAAUCCAUCUAGAACCAAAUCAUCUAAUAUUUGUUCACGUUCUACCGGUAAUAGCUCUGAUGAGGUGAUUAUUCUUAGCUCGGAUAGUUCAGAUUCAAUAAGUAGCAUAAGUUCAGGAAGUUCUGAUCCACUAAGUCGUCAAAAAACAUCAAGAUAUUUAUAUACUUCAGAUAUGGAUAAGAAGCUUUUGACAGCAUUAAGGGUAACAAAUAUUAUUUUCCAUAUAUCUAUUCACAUUCUUAGUAACUGGUAUAAAUUUAAAUUGUUUAGAGAAAAGUAUUUAGGAUUAUUGAAGCAAUAUCGAAAGAUUGUCGAUUGA
Funneliformis caledonium is the source of this 486-nucleotide messenger RNA. Lineage: Eukaryota; Fungi; Glomeromycota; Glomeromycetes; Glomerales; Glomeraceae. The record is from the annotation of a GenBank genome assembly.